Messenger RNA from Colletotrichum aenigma, 246 nucleotides. RefSeq lists its product as uncharacterized. NCBI's taxonomy places the organism in Eukaryota, Fungi, Ascomycota, Sordariomycetes, Glomerellales, Glomerellaceae. The transcript has a single exon. The record is from RefSeq and is a predicted model, not a curated record. Bases 1 to 246 code for a protein of 81 amino acids.
AUGUUCCCCACCACUUUGAAGACCACCCUUCUGGCCGCCGUGGCCAUUGGACGAGUCAAUGCCCAGAACCCGGGCUCAUCUUGCGCUAAGCUCGGCGACUACACGUGCUCAGGUGUCAACUCGUUGGAGUGCAAGAUGGGAUCUGAGGGCAAGUUGAUUUGGAACCUGGAGGGCAACUGCCCAGCGAACCAGAUUUGUUUCAUCAACGGAGAUGGCAACUUUGAUUGCAAGAACCCCAAGGCGUAA